CGGGGGGCCUGUCUGGAGUGAAAUGCGAGAACAACUCACCGCUCAUUUCUGCCGUGUUACUAUGUAACGUCGCUAACCAAAUCGACAUGAUACGAGACAAUCCUUCUUAAAAAGAGACAGGCCUCGGCACUUAUUUAUUCCCUAGUUUCAUUUUCUACUCCAAUUUCCAGAAAUUCAUCCAAAUACCCGUUCACAUCCCACUAGUGUCUUUCAAAUUCUUUUGACAACAGACAUCUUCAUUAUGGAAACGAUGGCACCUCUUCAUCACGCCCUUCCCCCUCUCGAGGUCUACUUCACUGCUGAGGAUUUUGAGAACCUUGGCAUGACGCCAUGGUUCAGCUACUCAGUCACACUGCCGGAGCGGCCCAUUCCCAGCGCUUCGAACAGGCCCCCACUGGAGACUGAGCGUCUGAUCAUCCGACCCUUCACAAUGAACGACCUGGAUGCAUUCCAUGAGCUUCGCAAACGUCCUGACAUUCAGAACCACUCAACAGCUCGCGGGCGCGCAACCAAAGACAAGGACGAGACAGAGAGACAACUCCAUUCUCUGGUUCAGGACGACCAAAGCCACUGGUGGUUUGGCGCCUUUCUUAAAUCGACCAAUGAGCUCAUAGGCGAGGGUGGCCUGCCAGACGUCCUGGCCAUGUCCUCCUCCAUCUCUGGUUGGCCAGAAGCCGAGUUCCUCAUCAAACCUGAAUUCUGCCGCCAGGGAUACGGCACUGAACUCUGGAAGGCAGUCAUGGACUCAUGGUGGGAUCUACCUCGUGAGCGACGACGACACCAAUUAGUUCCCGUCGUCGCGCCCGGAAAAGAACCCGGUGACAAGAUGGGCGAAUGUGUUGUCUUUCAAUGGGAAGCAGGCAAUGAAGCAGCCAAGAACUUCUUCGCAAAGGUCCUGUCACAAGCACCCGUUGCUGCACAGGGCGGCUGCGAGAGCAUCGAUACGCGAGAUGGAAAGGAGGGAACUCUCAUCACGUGGGCUGGCACAAUCAUCUGCAAUCCUAGGCCGAUGCCUGAGGACGAGGACUCUGAUUAAUGGCACAGAAGUAUUUUUUUUUAAUGGUCAAAAAACGAACAGUUUCGGGGUCAAUUUUUAGACGGGCCAAUCUGGACAGGAACAUACUGGGUUUAGGGCGCGUACAGCAAGCGAUAACUCGUUGAAUGAAGGCAUCUUUGCAUAUUAGACGGCAUUUGAUAGCAACUAGGUAAUCUGACCAUUUCAAGUUGUAUACAUAAUAACAAGACUGUUAUCAUCACUCUCGCA
Messenger RNA from Fusarium verticillioides 7600, 1264 nucleotides. RefSeq lists its product as hypothetical. The coding region runs from base 242 to 1036 and encodes 264 amino acids. The record is from RefSeq and is a predicted model, not a curated record. Lineage: Eukaryota; Fungi; Ascomycota; Sordariomycetes; Hypocreales; Nectriaceae. Gene Ontology annotation, molecular function: acyltransferase activity, transferring groups other than amino-acyl groups. The transcript has a single exon.